Chionomys nivalis (European snow vole) is the source of this 4809-nucleotide messenger RNA. It is a transcript of the gene Gabpa, whose product is annotated as GA binding protein transcription factor subunit alpha. Gene Ontology annotation, cellular component: nucleus. The transcript is spliced from 10 exons. Gene Ontology annotation, biological process: regulation of transcription by RNA polymerase II; cell differentiation. The record is from RefSeq and is a predicted model, not a curated record. Gene Ontology annotation, molecular function: DNA-binding transcription factor activity, RNA polymerase II-specific; sequence-specific DNA binding. Bases 449 to 1813 code for a protein of 454 amino acids. NCBI's taxonomy places the organism in Eukaryota, Metazoa, Chordata, Mammalia, Rodentia, Cricetidae.
CCUCUUGGAAACAGUGCCUUGUACGCAUGCGUACUUUGUUCUCUCUCCUAGUUCAAGCUCCCUUCGGAGUCAGCGUCUUGUUCCUUGGGGUUGGGGAGGCGGAUGCAGUGUGGGGGUAAAGCGAGCGCAUCAAAGCAAGCGGCUUGGGGCGUUUGUGCCUCGUGAGCCUCCGUUGCCGCGGGCGUUCGUGUCGCGCAUCCUGCUGGGAGUUGUAGUUCCAGGCCCAGGGGUGCCUGGGAGGCGGGAGAGGGGCUGAGGUUCCUUAGCGCCGAUUCCGCGGGAAGGGCCCAGGGGCCUCACUCUGCGAGUCGCGGGCGCGGCGCGGCUUACCCGGAGAGACGCUGCACGUGGAGCCCGCGCCGCCGCCGUUCCCAGCCGGCUCUGGAGCGCGGCCUAGGGCCACGGGGCGGAUUCCGGAGCUGGACUGAACAUUUGAAAUAUUUCAGCCAUGACUAAGAGAGAAGCAGAAGAACUGAUAGAAAUUGAGAUUGAUGGAACUGAGAAACCUGAGUGCACAGAAGAAAGCAUUGUGGAACAGACCUACACACCAGCUGAAUGUAUAAGCCAGGCCAUAGACAUCAAUGAACCAAUAGGCAAUUUAAAGAAACUACUAGAACCGAGACUGCAGUGUUCUUUGGACGCUCAUGAAAUUUGCCUGCAAGAUAUUCAGCUGGAUCCAGAGCGAAGUUUAUUCGACCAAGGCGUCAAAACAGAUGGAACUGUACAGCUUAGUGUACAGGUAAUUUCUUACCAAGGAAUUGAGCCAAAGCUAAACAUUCUUGAAAUUGUUAAAACUGCGGAAACGGUUGAAGUGGUCAUUGAUCCAGAUGCCCACCAUGCAGAAGCAGAGGCACAUCUCGUUGAAGAAGCUCAAGUGAUAACUCUAGAUGGCACCAAACAUAUCACAACUAUUUCUGAUGAAACCUCCGAGCAAGUGACAAGAUGGGCUGCUGCACUGGAAGGCUACAGGAAAGAGCAGGAACGCCUCGGGAUCCCCUAUGAUCCUAUACAGUGGUCCACAGACCAAGUCCUGCAUUGGGUGGUUUGGGUAAUGAAGGAGUUCAGCAUGACUGAUAUAGACCUCACCACACUCAACAUUUCGGGAAGAGAAUUAUGUAGUCUCAACCAAGAAGAUUUUUUUCAGCGGGUCCCUCGGGGAGAAAUUCUCUGGAGUCAUCUGGAGCUUCUUCGAAAAUAUGUUUUGGCAAGCCAAGAACAACAGAUGAACGAGAUAGUUACAAUUGACCAGCCUGUGCAAAUUAUCCCAGCAUCAGUGCAGUCUGCUACACCAACUACGAUCAAAGUUAUAAACAGUAGUGCAAAGGCGGCCAAAGUGCAGAGGUCUCCGAGGAUUUCGGGAGAAGAUAGAAGCUCACCUGGAAAUAGAACAGGAAACAAUGGUCAGAUCCAACUGUGGCAGUUUUUGUUAGAACUUCUCACUGACAAGGAUGCUCGAGACUGUAUUUCUUGGGUUGGUGAUGAAGGCGAAUUUAAGCUAAAUCAACCUGAAUUGGUUGCGCAAAAAUGGGGACAGCGUAAAAACAAGCCUACAAUGAACUAUGAGAAACUGAGCCGUGCAUUACGGUAUUAUUAUGAUGGGGACAUGAUUUGUAAAGUUCAAGGCAAGAGAUUUGUAUACAAAUUUGUUUGUGACUUGAAGACUCUUAUUGGAUACAGUGCAGCAGAACUGAACCGCUUAGUCACAGAAUGUGAACAGAAGAAACUUGCAAAGAUGCAGCUCCAUGGAAUCGCCCAACCAGUCACAGCUGUAGCCCUGGCUGCUGCCUCUCUACAAACAGAAAAGGACAAUUGAGACCUAGGACCUCCUAGGAAUCUAAGGCUUUUCUUAAAUAUUUAGAGCAAGCUUUGCUCUAACAUUUAUUACUGAAUUUGAAUCUUAUUUCUAGACUGUACAAUCUGAUGCAUGAUUUUUUUUAUAAAUAUUUCAUACUCUUGUGAAUUUGGAUCUUUUUACUUUGAGCAUAUAUUUUAGAAAAUGUGUUAAAGGAUCUCCACGAUGCCUGAAGUCUGAGAGCAGGUUCAUCGUGGGGUAGUUUGCUAACAGUCAGGAAAGCUAAACUGGUCAGUAUUAAUGUCUAGCCCUACCAAAAACAGCCACUAGCGAUUGAAGAUGACAGUAAGGAAGUGUCUCUAGGAAACAGCCUGGUGUAACCGUUGCUGGAGUGAAGCUGUUUCCCCUCUGCUGCUUUACAUAGAGCCGCCAAAAGGAAGUUCUCAGCUAAAGCAUGUGUGCCUGUUUCAUCUAAUCAAGCAGAGCUAAGUAUUCAUAUAGAAUAAAAUUAUAUUGAUAAUUACUGAACUAUCAGGUUAUUAAUUUAUAUAUUUACAAGUAAAGAAUAAGUUAACUGGCAGAAGAGCGUGUUAGAUGAGACCGGUUUAAAGCCGGCUUAACUCAAGCCUUUACUAAUGGUUCUCUGUAUAGUUUAUUAUGUCAGGCCAAGGACUUAAAUUAUUUCGAGAAAGGCGUUUAAUUCUAAUAAACCAGCUAUUGCAAAAAAAUUCCAAAAUAAUACCAUUCUUUGGAUUUUAAAAAGUAUACCUCAGUAAGAAAAUAAAAAUUUGGUUUAGACUUCUUUUUUUAAAAAACUAAUCUAUAGUAUCAGAUUAUUGUGCAACACCAUUUAUGUAUUCAGUUCUGUGUUUCUGAUAAAAUGAAGACUUUAGAUCAGGCAAAAGUACUUAACUUUGAAAAUGUUAGUAAAUUACUUGUGAAUAGUUAUAAAUGGAUUUGGCUUGGCACUGUAGGAGAUCUUUAAAUAAACUUCCCCACUUGUUUCAUUUGUUUUCCUUUUGAAUAUUUCAUAUGUGUCUCUAAAAUAUUAUAUAUAUAUAUAUAUGGCCAGCUAAUCUCUUUCUGCAUGUAUGAAGACAUAAAGAUAUUCAAAAGGGAUACUAUUAUUUCUAAAAUCUUUAAAUAAAUCUUAUAUGAGAUGCCUUACUGCUUGCUAACACUAAGAAGAAAAUGCUAGAAAAAUCUUUUGUUUUAAAGUACUGUACAUAAAUCAUGAUAUGAGAGACUAGCAAAUAGGUGUUCAUAGCAGAAAGGUGUUCCUCAGAACAGUAUAAAGGCUGCCUUAUACGCCUCUCAUUUUAUUCUUUCAAUUCAUGCCCAGAAAUGACUUUAGAAGAAACCCAUUUGAUGUUGGCUAGUAGGUAAAGCACCUGUGAUUGCAGCCUGAUGGUAUUGCUGAGACUAAGCAGUGACUUGGGGUAUAAGGGACAAGAAAGAAGAAUCGUUUACCUCCUACAUCUUAAUUUCCACUGCUAUGCUGUCAGACUUCAGCAAGUAUUGUUUGCUUAUAUUAAGUCCUUUAAGAUUCUACAGUAAGUACUUAAAAACAAUUAAAUUGUGUUUUUUAUUUUUGUUUUUAAUAAACAGUAAGCUGACAAAUAUCAGCACUACUUGAUCCCCAUGAUUUUAAGAAUAUCUUGAGUAUAAAAAUUAUCUCAAGAUCCUUACUUCAGAUAACAAAUUAGCAGCUGUAAAGAAGGCUUUUCCCAUCUUUUUAAAGCCCGCGCCAGAAGUCACUGUUUCAAAACAGGCUAUUUCCAUAGAACACUGAGAGUCUGAGAAUCUUUCAGUUAAAAUGUUUCAGAGACAGGAUGUUAAGGAUAGGCGUUAAUGUUUCAUUUGUAUAAAUGUAUGUUUUUAAGUUAAAGGAACAUCUGUAUUUCUAGGUCCGUAAAAUCUAAUUAAGCAUUUUCAAGUGCUUUUCAAAACAAAACAAGCUACAUUCUGUAGAUUUUCUUUGUUUGGUAGAUUUUGUUCUGGUGGUGAUUUGAGCAGAGUUCUCAGUCGUAAGAUGCUCAUUUCCCCCUCUCUCCUAUGCACUUUCACUCUGGAAAUGAGAGGGUCUCUCCUUUACUCAAGCUUCACAUAGACAGAGAAUAUUUGUUGUCCUUAUGAGGUCACAGUUUGCUAGUCUUUAUUAAAAACAACUCAUCUUGUGAAAGAAAAUACUAAUUUGUGGUAUUCUUUGCUCAGUUUUGUUACACAUUUUUCAUAGGAUUUAAGAUAGUCAAACUAAAAGAACCAUCUUUUAAAGAUGGUUUGACCAUCUUUUGUACCUUGUAAGUUCAAGAAUAAUGAAAUGUUUUUGUUUUAAAAUAAUUUUCAAUUUGUUGUUUACAUUGAGAUCAUUUUAUACAUAUGCUAGCCUAAAGUCUGAACAUUUGUGCUGGCAUUGGAAAAGUCCAGCUAGCUAGGCAGAAUUGCUGUGUGUGCUUGAUCUCCACACGAUGAAUUAACUGAUUACAUUUAUUUUGGUGUCAAUCCAUGUAAAUAAAUUAGGAAAAAAUAUUUAAUUUUUCUCCCAGAUAAAAGGUGAUACUUGAGUGUGGUUAUUUCUUUUAAGGAGUGUACCUCCAAAUAUUUUUGGCAAGUUCUGUCAUUUUCUGCAUUUGCCAUUUAUGCUACUGCCUUUUAUAAAGAACCUAGUGUAUCCUUGAGAUAGCACAAAAAUGUUUUAAAAGUUUGUAACUGCAAAACAAACCUGUGUCUGACUUAAUGUCCUCAACCUAAAGGCUAUAAAAAUGUUGAUAUUUCAAUACUUCACUUAUUCCCAAGAAAAUAAUAUUCUGUCUUUUGUAGAAGGGAGGAGAAUUUUUGCAUACAUUUUUACUCUUUAAAUAAAGACACUUAUACUAUCAUAAUAACAAUUAUGUAUUUCUUUGGUUUUUUUGUAAUUUUACAUAAAGCAGUUAUUUUCUAUUUUUACUCAGAUAAAAAUAUUUGUGCAUAAAAUGUAAAAAUAGUAAAUGAGAAAAAUAAAACUUAUACAAUAAAUU